UCGCACUAUCUCCAUAUGCGCUCGUUUUCUCGGCUGUCUGGGGCUCUACCGCCUGUACAUCCAGCGUGCGCGCGCGUGUGUCUGUGUGCGCGCACCUGAGAUUGUGAAAAAGGGGGAAGCGCACUUCAAGACUGAAGAGAUCGCGCUGAAGGAGUGCGCUGUACGCACCGGGCUACGGAAAGCAGUCAUUCUCCAUCUCUCCUUCUCGCGCGCGCUCUCUCUAUCCUCCUGUUUUCUCUCAUUCACUCCUUCCUGAAGCCGGUGGCCAGUGUAGUCUGAGCGCCGCCGCGACCAAGGGCUUUUCUCGCAGGUUCGGGGGAUGAUGUCUGGAUCCAGGAAAGAGUUUGACGUGAAGCAGAUCUUGCGGAUCCGGUGGAGGUGGUUCGGCCACCCCGCGUCUCCGCCGCCCCACAGCCCGGCGCUGGGGGACUUUUUCAGCGGCCGAAAUGCGGGGGCUUCGGCGGACAGCACGUCCAGCGGUGCAACAUCUGGCGGCGGCGGUAACAUCAGCUGCGGCACCGGCGACGGAGGCUCCUGUAUCAAUAACGGCGAUAACAGAAAGUUUCUGAGCACGUCGGACCAUCCCGUGUCCUUGUCGGCGGCUGCAUCCGUUUGCCUCCGAUCAUUCAGCGAGGGGGACUGCCGUAGCUCCCCGCCGCCGCCCUGGGCUUGCCCCCAGCCCGAAGUGCCGGGUGUGGAGCCCGUCGACCAGGGCUGUGCGAGGGCCCGGCAGUAUCAGCCGGAGGGAGCGGCAGAGGCAGUCGCGGAAAGUGAGGAGGACAACAUUAACAUGGACUCUGAGUCCAGUUCUUACAGGAGCUCCAACAGCAGCCAGACUCUGUCUUCCAGCCAGACGGCCGAGCCCUGCGUCCCCGAGGAGCUCUUCCAGUCCCUGAGCCACGCGGAGCACACCUUCCACAAGAUGGAGACCUACCUGAGGCACAAGCAGCUGUGUGACGUGGUGCUGCUGGCCGGAGAGCGUAGGAUACCGGCCCACAGACUAGUCCUCUCCUCCGUGUCAGACUACUUUGGCGCCAUGUUCACCAGCAACGUCAGGGAAGCCAAACAGGAGGAGGUGAAGAUGGAGGGCGUUGACCCUGAUGCGUUAUGGGCGCUCGUGCAAUAUGCGUACACUGGCCGCCUGGAGCUGCGUGAGGACACGGUGGAGAGCCUGCUGGCCGCAUCCUGCCUGCUGCAGCUGUCUGCCGUCGCGCAGGCCUGCUGCAGCUUCCUAGUCAAGCAGCUGCAUCCCUCCAACUGCCUGGGCAUCCGCUCCUUUGCCGACGCGCAGGGCUGCCAGGACCUUCUCAAGCUGGCACACAGCUACGCGAUGGAGCACUUCCUGGAGGUGACCGUCCACCCAGAGUUCCUGCUGCUGCCCCCCGGUGACGUCGAGAGGCUGCUGUCGUCGGACGACGUCAACGUGCCGGAUGAGGAGGCGGUGGUGGGGGCGCUGCUGAGCUGGGUGCGGCACGACGGCGCCUCGCGCAGGUGCCACCUGCCACGGCUGCUGGCGCACGUCCGGCUGCCCCUGCUGACGCCGCAGUACCUCGCAGACCUGGAGGGUGACCCCCUGCUGCUACACAGUGCAGACUGCCAGCGCCUCCUUAUGGAGGCAAUGAAGUUCCAUCUGUUGCCCGAGCGCCGGAUGCUGGUCCAGAGCCCGCGCACGCGGCCCCGCAAGGCCACUGUGGGGGCGCUGUUCGCCGUGGGUGGCAUGGAUGCCACCAAAGGUGCCACCACCAUCGAGCAGUACUGCCCGCGCCGGGACUCGUGGCGGCAGGUGGCGGUCAUGAGCGGCCGGCGGCUGCAGUGUGGCGUGGCGGUGCUGGAGGAGCGUCUCUACGUGGUGGGCGGCCGCGACGGCCUCAAGACGCUCAACACCGUGGAGUGUUACAACCCCCGUAGCAAGAGCUGGAGCGCCAUGCCUCCCAUGGCUACCAACCGGCAUGGCCUAGGCGUGGCCGUGCUGGAGGGCCCCAUGUACGCCGUUGGCGGCCAUGACGGCUGGAGCUACCUGAGCUCGGUGGAGCGCUGGGACCCCCAGACUCGGCAGUGGAGCUUCGUGGCCAGCAUGGGGACACCUCGCAGCACCGUGGGCGUGGCCGUGCUCGCCGGCAAGCUGUAUGCUGUGGGCGGCCGUGACGGUAGCGCCUGCCUGAGCUCGGUGGAGUGCUUCGACCCCCACACCAACAAGUGGAGCGGCUGCAGCCCCAUGACCAAGCGGCGGGGCGGGGUGGGCGUGGCCACCUGGAGCGGCUUCCUGUACGCCGUCGGGGGGCACGAUGCGGCCGCCACCAGCCUGACCUCCCGCCUGUCCGACUGCGUGGAGAGGUACGACCCCAAAACGAACACGUGGACGGCAGUGGCUUCCAUGAGCAUCAGCAGGGACGCCGUGGGGGUGUGUCAGCUGGGCGAGCGGCUCUACGCCGUGGGCGGCUACGACGGACAGUCUUACCUUGACGUCGUGGAGACAUACGACCCGCAGACCAAUGAGUGGACGCAGGUGGCGCCGCUGUGCUUGGGGAGGGCGGGCACCUGCGUCGUGGCCGUGAAGCUGUGACUGCCGCUGGACCUGCUGUGAUGGCCCUCGGACUUUCAGACUCUGUGGAUCCAAGGGGGGAUCCGAUGCCAAUUCUCCCGCCGGUGUUCCCUCCCCAGGAGCUAAAGGGCAUUUUUCAGUGUUACCCCCCCCCCCC
This is a messenger RNA of Paramormyrops kingsleyae, 2699 nucleotides long. Its product is annotated as kelch-like protein 5. The record is from RefSeq and is a predicted model, not a curated record. Lineage: Eukaryota; Metazoa; Chordata; Actinopteri; Osteoglossiformes; Mormyridae. Gene Ontology annotation, molecular function: protein binding.